AUGGAAAAGGAAAAGAAACAAAGAUCUUUAACAAACUCAACUUUUGUUCGUCCAGAGCAGUUUUAUAUCAGUGGAUUUCAUGACUUUCCACAUGAUACAUAUUUCUACAUUUUCCUGUGUUUUGUUUAUAUAAUGACUGUCUUUGGAAAUGUGGUUCUUCUCCUGAUUAUUUUGCUGGUCAGAUCUCUUCAUACGCCCAAAUACAUGAUUGUGUUCAACCUGGCUCUGACAGACCUGUGCGGCAGCACUGCUCUCAUUCCCAAAGUCUUGGACACUUUUCUGUUUGAAAACAGAUACAUCUCCUAUGAGGCGUGUCUUAGUUACAUGUUUUUUGUGUUGUUUUUCGGCAGUGUUCAGUCCUGGACACUUGUGACAAUGUCUUUUGACAGGUUUGUAGCUAUUUGUUUCCCUUUACACUACCACAAAGUUGUGACUAAAUCAGCUGUUGCUGUAAUGUUGCUAUUUGUUUGGCUUCUAUCUCUAAGUGUAAUAAGCAGCCUGGCUGGCCUUAUCAAUCGUCUCUCUUUUUGCAACUCUCUUGUCAUUCAGAGUUUUUUCUGUGACCAUGGGCCUGUGUUUAGACUUGCCUGUAACAGUUAUUUACUUAACCACUAUGUCGCUAUAUUUGGUGCGUUUAUCAUGUUGUUCUUUCCCUUCUUUCUCAUAGCACUCACUUACUUUUUCAUUGGUCUUGCACUGAAGAGAAUUGCAAAAGGAAAAGAACGUCUAAAAGCUUUAAAAACCUGCACCUCUCAUUUGAUUCUUGUUACUAUUUUUUUUAUACCACUUAUUAGCACAAAUAUAACUGCAUUUGCUACCUACUUUACACCAAACACUCGGAUGAUCAAUUCUACACUCACACACACUAUACCGCCUUUACUUGACCCGAUUAUCUAUACUCUAAAGACAGAGGAGAUGCUCACGAUCAUCAAGCGCCCUUACAAAACAUUUGAAUCAAAUAAGAAAAGAAUAAAACUGUGA
Messenger RNA from Periophthalmus magnuspinnatus, 981 nucleotides. RefSeq names its product olfactory receptor 1496-like. The record is from RefSeq and is a predicted model, not a curated record. The coding region runs from base 1 to 981 and encodes 326 amino acids. The transcript has a single exon. Gene Ontology annotation, biological process: G protein-coupled receptor signaling pathway. Gene Ontology annotation, molecular function: olfactory receptor activity; G protein-coupled receptor activity. Gene Ontology annotation, cellular component: membrane. Lineage: Eukaryota; Metazoa; Chordata; Actinopteri; Gobiiformes; Gobiidae.